This is a messenger RNA of Folsomia candida, 6864 nucleotides long. Its product is annotated as inositol polyphosphate-4-phosphatase type I A. NCBI's taxonomy places the organism in Eukaryota, Metazoa, Arthropoda, Collembola, Entomobryomorpha, Isotomidae. The transcript has 20 exons. The record is from RefSeq and is a predicted model, not a curated record. The coding region runs from base 1692 to 5372 and encodes 1226 amino acids. Gene Ontology annotation, molecular function: phosphatidylinositol-3,4-bisphosphate 4-phosphatase activity. Gene Ontology annotation, cellular component: cytoplasm.
AAUCCGGGUAGAGAUCUCCUCAUCCAGUCCGAGUUUCUCGGUGAGUCCGGGUCCAUCUGACUCCCCGACUGAAAGAAAACCAUCUGACUUUUUACGACCUGCAAACAUCCACCUGAUUCCAUUGUCAACUCAUCUCCUCAUCAUUAUCAUGGACUCGAGUCUUGCCAAAUAAUUAAAAACUCUCAUCACAUCAUAGUCGUCGUCACCUUGCAAGAAUGUGCAUAAAACGAGCUGACGAGAAAAGGUACUCACGCCGAAUUUGAAUGAUUCACUCGCAUGGAAUUUAACAGUAAGUUGAGAAAAAAAGUUGAGCAACAAAGUUGUAUAGUCGUCGUGUUACAUACACAAAGGAAAUAGAGACAAGGUGCGACUGGGGCAGCUUUUUUGGACGUAUAUUCAAGACGACCAGUGUAUAUCUGUAUGUAUCCAUUCUGACUUUAACACCGGGUUGCUCACAAAACAAAGUGUGGUGUACACUUACUUAUUUUUCUAAUACCCACAGACUUCUACAUCGCAUUGCAUUAUUGUUGUAUUAUUUAUUACACGGCAGACGGAUACACACACUACUGUGAGGAAUAUAGAAUGGCAGAAAAAAAGUAAAGAGCUUUCGGCUGUGUGAAAUGUUUUGUUGGCUCGAGAGAUGUAAAAAGUGUCAGUCUGAUUCCGGCAAGGAGGAGUAAGCAGUCAUCAUCAUCAUCACCACCAUCCGGUGUUAUUAUCAUCUGACAAAACACGGUGGGUUAUGGAUGGGAAGAAUAACAUUUCGGAGAAGUGCAGAAUUAGUAAUUACAAAUUUGACUGGAAACAACAAGGGGCAAGCGGUUAAGUGGUGCGUGCAGCAAGUAGCGAAAAUUGGUUCAUGUGACUUUAUCCUGGAAACGUUGAAUUUGUGAAGGAAGUUGCUGCAAAAAUUAAACUGGGCUGUAUCAUCAAGAACUCCAUACACUCUGCUAAGCAGAAUCUGCUUCCCAAAAACAUGGAAAUGUAAAAAAGAUCAGAUUUCUCUCAAUCCUCAUCGUCAUCCAUCAAAACAUCGAGCUGGUGACAUUUAACAAGGGAAACAAUAGUGUAUCCGUGUCAUCGAUAAUAGUCGCCGUUUCUUCGUCGUCACAUCCAUCAACCGACACUGGACUCGCCACCGUCACCCUUGAACGGUCAUCCAUCUACCAGUACACAACUGCCCACCACGGCUACACUUUAUUUAAUCGGGGAUGAAGCAUGGAGGUGCAUUUGAUACCCUGUCAAAAGUUGAUGUUGUUGUCGUUGCGAAUUAACUCUUGUGAGGAGGAAUAAUAUAUAUAUUUGUAUAUUAUUAACUAACUUGGGGGACGACUAGAAAGAAUGGAUUUAUCACCAAUAGACCAGACCACCCAGCGUUCCCAUUUCCCCUUCCGGUUACCUUGUUCUUUGAGAAAUAAUGGAAUUUUAGAAACGUUGGUUGCGAAAACCAAAACCACAACUUUUGCUUUGCUGCUGUCAUUCAUCCAAGACUAUAAACGACGAGUUGACAGUCCAAUUCCUAGUAUUUCAAUGAUUUGCUAUACUGCUAUCAUUCGGAACUAAGGUUGACACCACCCUUCCCCUCCUCCCUCAGGACGAAUAUUGGAGCCUGUUCCAAAAUGGCUGAUGCGGCCAUAACGAACUGAUUGUGACCUGAAUCCCUGUCCGUCGUCGUCGUCGUCGCUCUCAUUAUGCGAUUCAACAAGCAAGAGCUCCUGACCCUUGCCUCCCAACCAGCUCACAAGUAUGAGAAAGAGGGCGUUCUUCUCCUCAGGGAAAAGUCGGACAGCUUUUUUCGCAGGAGUGAAACAGGACGAAAAUCGACGGGGAAACGGGACUCUUUCAGUUGUGUCGGACCCAGUCCCCAAGCUUUAACGGAGCGAUGGUUUCGUCUCUGUGGGAAUUUCCUCUUCUACCUCCGAAAUUGUGAUCACUGGUCGGAACCUCUGGGUGUGAUUGUGCUGGAAAAUUAUGGCGUGGCCCUGGGGACAGAGGCGACUUCGGGGAAAGUGGCACAACACCACUUUUGCUUCAACAUUGCUUUCCAUUCCGGCGGUGUGAUAACCCUGGGUGCGUCCACCGAUGUGGAGAGAACCGCUUGGAUGGAGGCUCUCGGGGCAGCAUCCUUCUCCGCGAUAAGGGCACGGGUGGAGGUUAUCAAGGCUGAAAUCCAGGCCAGGUUAAGUCAUGCAUAUUCUGCAGAAACGUGUUCAAGAAAAGGAUCCGCUGUAUCUCCGAUCAAGAGUUGCGGAUAUGUAGCAGAUGUGUCCGAGUCACCCAUUUGUGAAAUAUCCUUAUCUGCUGAUAACCUCUUAUGUGAUGUACAUGGUCGAGCCCCAUCCCCCAAAGUGGUUGUACACGUGAGGAACUUGAAUACGGGGUCAUGGGUUAAGUACGCCGUGACAGAAAUUGUCCAUCGGUCCUCCAACCCCGUGUUCCUCACCACAAUUUCCUUCCGUGGGACUGACGGUCUCACAGAGAACUCCGAAGUGCGGUUCACCAUUCAAGACGUUCGAGAACUGACUACCAGCACGGUGACCGUCGUGGGUCACCUCGCCCUUCAACUCGGCUCACUGAAAUCCAUUGAGCGAAUUCGCCUGCCCAUCUCACCUCAGACAGCUAGUAGUCACCGAAGCAGUAGUGGUAGCAGUAGCAGUAGCGGCACGAACCACCACACCCACCCCGGUUUCCUCACCCUCCUCUGCUGGAACUUGGAGCGAGAGGAGCGAUCUUCCACGGAAAGUACACCCUGCAGGCCGAAUCCCAUCAAAUACGACGCCCACCAUCACAACAAUCCCCGACACAGCCACAUCGUCCUGAGUUCAUCGUCAUAUUCCCACCGGCGGACGCAAUCCCUCCCACCAAAAUUGGGAUGCAAAUUGAAGAUUCCACUUCAAAAUAAUUUUGGACAUCUCUUCUCCAACCCGUACAUGGCGACAUAUCGCUUUCACUCCGGUCUGGGAGGAGACAUAUUCUUACACGAAGUCAUGGCAGAAUCCAAACUUUGCUUUAGUUUUCCGCAACAAUUACUCUCACUCUGGAUCGCGGAAGAGAAGGAACUCCUCCAAGAAAUGAUUGGCUUAGGUGAACUACGCGAACCCUGGCACUCACGUCAAGUGCAGAUUCUGGAACGACACCUCUGGCUCAUUAAUUUAUACACAAGCGCUCGACAGAAUUUACUCAAUCAUGGUCAUCAUUCUUCCGGAAGCUCGGAUUUUCGACAAUCAUCAGCAAAAGGAGAUCCCACCCAUGAAUUUGUUCCCUUGAAUUUACAUCUCCAACGGAUUUGGGCACAGAACGAGUCCUUGCACAAGAGUGGAUUUCACGACAAUUUAACCUGUGGAGCCUUUACUGCAUAUGCACAGGGCUAUGAAAAUGGGGGGCUGAUCAAACUUCUCCAAAAUUACAAGUGCCAAGGAGAUCGGAGCAAGGGAGGCAGUGUCGGGUGGUACUCAUCCAACAAGGUGAACAUGACAUAUGACUCGGUUCAAGGGAUAAAACGACUCAGGAAAGAAAUUGUGGAGCGAAUGCAAAUUAUCAUGAGAUUGGCCAAGGAGCGACGGACUACUGGGAUGCACAAGUUUGUUGAAGAAAUCUAUCACCGGUGCCGACUUCUGCUCUCUAUCUGUGAUCAAACCCUCAUUGAAGAAGCUUUUGACUUUUUCGAAAGACAAAAGUUGUCACUGACCCCAAAUUCUUGUUCUGGAUAUGACACUCUAAACACCGAGACGGAAUUCGAUGUGGACUCUCAACAGGAGAAGCAAGGACACAUGGUGGAUGAAGGCAUUGACACGCCAAACUCUCCGAUGCGCUCGAUUGUGGAUUUAUUCAAGAAACGAGCUGCCGAGAAUGGAUGCAAGGAUUCUGAGGAUAGAACACCCGACUCUGGUGUCGGCAUUGACGAAAUUGUGAAAUCAUUUCUAGAUUCCCCAUCGUCCAACUACUACCGACCCUCUGAAGAGCCAGAGCCCUGGGAUUUGACUCAACUAAAUAUUGAAGCAAGUGUGAUCAGUCUUAAUUCCAAGGUCAAGGUGCUUUGUGGUCAGGGAGCUGAGAUAGAACACCAUUCUCUUCGUCCAUCUGCCCUCAUUAAUCGCGUCCACUCAGUUCAUGGUCCACCCGGUGGCGCUCCUCUCUUUCGUGGAGGGGAAGGGAUCCAAUGGAGAAAGUCAUUGCGUGAGGACUCUUCUUCAGGCAAUGGAUUGAAGAUCAGUUUGCCUCCUCCAGCCCAUCUGAAUAACAACAACAGCAACACGGCUGCAAGUACAAUGAUUUACUCGAGUUCUACCAACACCACGGACUGGUCAGAAGAACUACGGUCUUCCAUGAAAAAAUUGCGCCUGGCCAUGGACGGUCUACUGAAAACGUCACGACUGGCACACUCGAUAUUUCGAUUGCAAGAAGAUAAUGAAAAAGCACAACUAGGAUACAUUGUUAAGUAUCGGAGGGAUGUUUGCUUCUCUCAUGCGUUAACUUGUCUUGUUACCGGACUCAUGGGACGGCUUUGGUGUCGCAAGACGGAUCCAUCUUUCCUCUACAUCCUCACACGACUGGGUCCACUCGUUUCAUUCCACUCUUUCCUCACUUGCUUCUCCAACGAGGCAGAAAUGUUGAAUGACAUGGUCGUGGCAAUUGAGGACCUCAAAACGGUAGAGUUCGUCUUGGUAUUGAGUGCUGGACGUGAAGAUGGUCAGCAUCCCACCCCAAAAGUGCAUGGGUCCCGAAAUGGACUCAAGGUCCUUCUCCCGGUGCAGGAAGCCGUCUUCUCCAUGCUGCCUGUCGACUCUUCCCGUUCUACAAGCUUUCUCGUUACGCCCGUUCUCUUCAACAUUGGUAUCAAUGAGCAAGCCACCGUGGCCGAGAGGUUGGCCAACAUGGAGCCACAAGAAAAAGGAAAUCUCGACAACUUUGCAAGACUCAACGAAUACUACAGAAGGUUUAAAAAGUUGACACUUCCAGUCAAGUUUACUUCAAAAAGAAAUCAAGUGGCUGAGCCUAACGUGGACAUUUUGCUGGACAAAAUGCACUCUGAGUUAUUGUCCAAGAAGAAAAAGAAUGUGGACGUUAUCCACUUUUCUGCUCAAAUCUGUCGAGCUCUCAUGGGUCUUCGAUUCACAAAUUGUAAAAGUGGGAAAGACCGAACGUCAAUGUCGGUGACACUGGAACAGGCUCAAAUCCUCAGUCAUGAAUAUGACUUGGCCGAGCAUGAAUUCCAAUUGGCGCUGGACGCUAUGCGAAGUGAGGGAUGCCGGAGAGAAAACACACUGAAAAAUAUUGGCCAACGAAAAUAUGCGUUCAAUAGUUUACAAGCUUUUGCACUUCCGAAAGCCUAUCGACCUCCACCCGGAACUUUUGGAAAUGUCCAAACAUAACGAAAUCCAACUCAUCGCUCAAGUCAUUAUUAGAAAAACUAUCAACAUCUGUAUCUAACACUUAUUCGAAUCUUGGCGUUGUUGAAAUACUCCAUGUUUUUGAGCCCCUACUUGCCUACGAGUAUAAUAACCAAAUUAAACCAGUAUUAUUGCCAACUACAAGUAAUAACUAAUACGUAUUACGAGUACCCAAAUAUCCGAUAAUCUCAUUGAUUAAACAUUACACAAAAUCUCAGGAGCCAAUAACCAAAUCCAUAUUAAUAAUUUCUAGUCAGAGUUUUCAAAGUCAAACUAAACUUUUGCUUCAUUCGUGUUUUUUUCUUAAAUUUUGUACUUAGGUUACAACUAAUUAUUUGCCUUCCUCAUAUUUAUUUUACUAUACAUUCUGCCUGCAGCAUUUAUCUAAUACACGGAAAAGUACAACACUUUAUAUGUUAGGUAAUACUUAUAACUUGUUUAAAGCCAUUUAGCUUUGCAUUUAUACAAUUUUUGCUAUUAUUCAGUAGUACUAAAUCAACAUUGUAUUAUCAUGGUACAUCUGAUAUAUAAUUUAAUACAGAUAGCAAGGGUUGAGUACAUUUUAAUGGUACGUGUUCAGAUAAAUAGGAUGGAACAAGACCCUGAUUAGAGAAGAAAAAAAACAUAUAUCAAUGUUUUUACCUAUGUUACUUCUUGUUACAAAAUGGAAUAGGAGAACGACACGAUUGCAGCAGGUAUGAUGCAGAAAAACCAAGCAGACAGCUAAUCCUAAGUGUGUAAUAAUAGUAAUAAUAAUAAUGAUAAUUUAACUCGUUUAAAAGUAUGUAACCAGCAACAAAACUACAAAGCACUAAUUGAUAGUGAUACGUAUUUAUUAAUUAGCUACCUCAAAGCAAAGUCUUUCCCUUCCUGAGCUAAAUACACGCCUACCAAACCACUUAAAACUAAAACCCCCUUUUCUCAUUUCCAAAAUGAGACGUAAUUUGAUGGCUGGACUUUCUCUUGUAUAUAUCUUCCCAAUCAUAUUGAGAAUCCCACUUCCUCAUUUCACUACCUUGAGUCCCUUCUACCUUUAAAUUAUGUAGAUUUGUUAAAAAAGAAUGAACAUAAAAUAAGCAAUGAUUGCUGACGAUGAUUAUGAUGAUGAUACCAAACCGAACUUGAGUAACGAACUACGACAGUGGAGCAAUAAUUGUAACUGAUAUGUAUUUAUGGUGACGAAGCAAAGUACGAAAAAUCAAAUAACUAUAAAAAUACGGUUGUGCAACGUAAUAAUACAAAAAUAAUAAUAACAACAACUAAUAAUAAUUAGGUAAUAUAUUUAGAAAUAGUAGAGACAUUAGUCACCUUCCUUCACCUGCUGCAUAGACUUUUGAAAAGUUUAUGUCAUCCAUCUUGAUAAGAAAUGUACCUGUGCCAUCAACAAAAAAUGUCGUCAAGAAGAACACACACACACACACACACGAUGACAAUGUGAGAAAUUGAAUAAAAAAGUGUAAUGUUGGAAAUAAAA